AUGACGAUUUCCAUUAUCACCUUCUUCUUCAAGCAAUUCACGUUUUCUGCCUUCAUCUUCCUCUGCAUCACCAUUCACCCCUCCUCCUCUUCCAUUUCCCCUUCUCCUUCACCUGCUGCCGCUCCGCCACCCUCAGCCAUAGCCGCUUCAGAAUUCCUAAAGAAACACGGUUAUUCAAUCUUCGCAUCAAUCAUCUCUCUAACAUCCAGUCUCAAUUCAGAUACCUGGAAUACAACCGGAACAAUCUUCGCACCGCCGGACUUCGCCUUCUCAUUUACUACCGAGAAAUUCACCGAUCACCGUUGUUCAUUACUCCCCCGUCCUUCUUCUUGGCUAUUACUACUCCACACUCUGAAACAAACGCUCACCUGGAACACUCUCAUCCGUCAACCAGUCGAUGAAGUUCUCCAUUCUUGGCUCGACGAUCGGACUAUCUUCUUGUACAGAGGAGUAAAUGGAGAAACAUUUAUCGCUACAGAUGGAAAUCCUGUUUCAUCUGUAAGAAUCUUGCAUCCAGAUUUGUAUAUAAGCGAUAACAUCGUAAUCCAUGGCGUAGAUGGAGUUUUAGAUCCUGCAUCUGUUUCUAACUGUUUAUCUGUAAAUCCGAAUUCAGUUGUUAGAUCUGAAAUCGAGCGUUAUUAUCUCGAUCAUGCGGUUAGGGUUUUACGAAAGAAGGGAUUCAGUGUUGUCGCUAAUGCAUUGAGUGCUAAACGGUUUAAUCUAACUAGGUUUCCGGCGAUUACAGUCUUCGCUCCAUCCGAUUCGAAUUUCAACUCAGAUACUGACGGAUUGAACUACGAUGUACUCCGUCAUGUCGUGCCGAGAAGAAUGCGAUUGAAGGAUAUGGAGAAGAUACCGCCGGGGACAUCGAUCGAGACAAUGGCGACUGAUAGAAAGAUUGUUAUAAGAUCGGUUGAACAUCAUCGCGGUAGCUUGACUGCAAAUGGAUUUGCAAUUGAUGGAUUGGAAGUUUAUCAUAAUAAAUGGGUGACGGUUUUAGGUAUUUCACAGCGGCUAGAUCAAUGGAAGACGGAUAUUCUUACAGUUCAAUCUCCGGGUACUGCCGCCAUGAAUUCUGACCAAUCGUUGGUGAAGUCUCCGGCACCGGAAUCGGAGCAUGCUGGUUAUAGUCCGGCAAGUUCGCCGAGGUCGAGUAACAGAGGGCGACGGGAUAUGGAGGCGAUGGUGAAAGUGAUUGUGGGUGAACGUUUACCGUCGGAUUGGUAUACAAAACUUUCAGAGAAGUUUGUUCAAUCUGGACCAUCACAUGAAUCUAAUAGACCUCUUGCUGUUGCAGAGUCAAAAGUAUCAUCAUCUAAUGGUGAUGAUCGAAUGGAUCAUCAUCUUGCAGGUGAUCUUUUCUUCUACACUUGA
This is a messenger RNA of Impatiens glandulifera, 1374 nucleotides long. RefSeq names its product fasciclin-like arabinogalactan protein 21. The coding region runs from base 1 to 1374 and encodes 457 amino acids. Lineage: Eukaryota; Viridiplantae; Streptophyta; Magnoliopsida; Ericales; Balsaminaceae. The transcript has a single exon. The record is from RefSeq and is a predicted model, not a curated record.